This is a messenger RNA of Vombatus ursinus (common wombat), 772 nucleotides long. It is a transcript of the gene CUNH11orf86, whose product is annotated as chromosome unknown C11orf86 homolog. The transcript is spliced from 2 exons. The record is from RefSeq and is a predicted model, not a curated record. The coding region runs from base 1 to 426 and encodes 141 amino acids. NCBI's taxonomy places the organism in Eukaryota, Metazoa, Chordata, Mammalia, Diprotodontia, Vombatidae.
AUGGUGAUCACUCGCAGUCAGUCCCUGAGGGUCCCCCGGCUGUCCUAUGGCAAACUCCAGGAGAUCUGGGGGGAGCCCUCAGAAUGCAAGGGGCUAGUCCCCAAAGGGCGCCAGAAGGCCCCCAGAUUCCAGAGGGCCCUAAGCUUCCGGCACUGCAGAGAGAAGCCACACUCUCGGUGCCUGGAAACCAGCUCUGGCCUCCCUGCUGGGCUGGAUCCCCCUCCUCAUGAAAUCCCCACUGAGGGCCUGGCAGACACAGAACAGCUGGUGCAAGGCAAGAAUCAGGGGAAACCGAGAAUACAACAGUACAAGAAGCAGGUGGAUCACGCCCUGAGAAGAAUAUGGGGGAACUUUGUGGCCAGCCUCCCAGGGGUGACCCUCAGCUGCUCGACGUGCCCUCGUCCCCCACUGGAUGCUGCCAGCUGAAGAAGGUCAGAUGUUGGGAAGACACUUCCCCCCCACUCCCGGGCUACUCUGAGGCCCGUGAUGACCGGCCCUUUUGUUGAGACUGUCCCAGACUCCUCUUAACGGGCUGCUGCAGCUUCUUCUUGCUGGCCGGCUCCGUUCUGUUCGUGGCACUUUAUGAACAAAAUCAUAAACUAUGAUUGACAGACACUUCCCUUCCUCAGCCUGAACCUAUCUCUUCACGUGGCUUAGCCAGGUUCUCUGCUGCUUUUCUAGGCUGUUUGCAGACCCUGCGUUCCCUCCUGGUCCUCCUUGUCUGCUGCUGGCUUCCUUCCUGAGACUCUGAAGUCAGAGGGCCCAGUUCCCU